UAUUAAUUUCUCAACGCCUCGACCAAGCAUCAUUUAUCUUGCCGUAAUUUGUUUUGUCUACAAAAAAAGCUAAACUGUCCUAUAAAACCCUACCAUUGCCCGACCAGCAUAGUUACAACUUCUUGGUAUCAAUCAUAUACACACAUCCUGUCUAAUUGAGAUAAACCCAAGAAGAAAUGGCAAGAGAAGGGAGUUCCAGCAGACAACAGAAAUGGACUCUCCAGGGAAUGACAGCACUGGUUACUGGUGGAACUAGAGGAAUUGGAUAUGCCAUAGUGGAGGAGCUAGCAGGAUUUGGGGCCAAAGUAUAUACAUGUUCAAGGAACCAGACAGAGCUGAAUGAAAGGUUAAAAGAAUGGGAAGAGAAAGGGUUUAAAGUAAGGGGUUCAGUCUGUGACUUGUCGUCAAGAACUCAGAGAGAAGAACUAAUGAAGACAGUCUCGUCAUUCUUUGAUGGCAAGUUGAACAUCCUAGUAAAUAAUGCUGCGAUAAGUCUAAUGAAGCGAGCUAAAGACCAUACUCAAGAAGAUUAUUCACGUGUAAUGGAAACAAAUAUCGAGUCCCCGUAUCAUAUCUGCCAACUCGCUUACCCACUAAUGAAAGAAUCAGGAGUUGGAAAUAUUGUGUUCAUUUCAUCCGUUGCUGGUGGAAUGGCACUGCCUGCACUUUCUGUUUAUGCAGCAUCCAAAGGUGCUAUAAACCAACUAACGAAAAAUUUGGCUUGUGAAUGGGCUAAGGACAAUAUUCGCACCAAUACAGUUGCGCCAUGGGGUGUCAAUACUACAAUCAUGAAACAAGAGGAUAUAGAAUUAUCUGUUUUGGAAAUGUUUGUGCCUCUAAUGGCUAGAACUCCGCUAGGGCGAUUAGCAGAACCCGAAGAGAUAUCUUCUUUGGUGGCAUUUCUUUGUCUUCCGGCUGCUUCAUAUAUUACUGGGCAAGUCAUUUAUGUCGAUGGAGGAUUUACAGCAGGUGGCUUCUAAUAAGAAUUUCAUAGUUUUAAGUUGCCAAAUCUAUGAUUCAUAAUUUUUCAGAACGUUAGGCUCCUGUAACAAUUUAUCGAAAGAAUUCUGUGUGCUCUCAUUCAAUUUUUCAAUGUAAUAUUAGUUAUGGCACUGGAAAGAAA
Olea europaea var. sylvestris is the source of this 1123-nucleotide messenger RNA. RefSeq names its product tropinone reductase 1-like. The record is from RefSeq and is a predicted model, not a curated record. Gene Ontology annotation, molecular function: oxidoreductase activity. The coding region runs from base 177 to 980 and encodes 267 amino acids. The transcript has 5 exons. NCBI's taxonomy places the organism in Eukaryota, Viridiplantae, Streptophyta, Magnoliopsida, Lamiales, Oleaceae.